AUGCCCGCCCUCUCGAACGACCACCCCCUCGUCGCCUUCGCCUCCUCGUUCGGGAUCGAACUCAACGACGUGGAGAUUUACGAGGACGAACGCACGAACGACCGAUCCGUUCGCGUCCGUGAAGGAUCGACCUUGAAGACCAACUCGGUGGCCCUGAGAGUCCCCUUCAGCGCGUGCGUCGGGACAUCCGGAUUAAGAUGUGGAAAGAACGUCUGCCCGCUGGACGACGGCGCGGUUGGGUCGUCGAGGGAGUUUUACACGGCGAGCGAUCGAUUGGCGGCGACGUUAGCGGCGACGCGAGCGGAGAAUGGGACGCAUGAGGCGUAUUGCGUCGCGCUGCCGGGACGAGUGGAGACGCCGACGACGGAGUGGACGAAAGCGGAGAUCGGGGAGCUCGGAUUCGUCCGAGCGAUCGCGAACUGCGCGAAGACGAAAUCGCGCGACGAUGAGGUCGAGCGGAGAUUGUUGGAGAAAUACGGGGCGGAGAGUUGGGCGAAGCAUUUCGCUUGGGCGCGCGCGUGCGUUCGGAGCCGAGCGGUGGGAUUGGAGCACGGCGAGAGUUUUCUGGCCCCGGUACUGGACAUGGUGAAUCACUCGCACACCGCGGCGAACGUAAAGUGGGACCCGAGCGAUGACGGCGACGCGGUCGUGCUGCGAGCGCUCAGGACGAUCGAGAGUGGGGAGGAGCUAUUGACGCAGUAUGCGUGCGAACCCGCCGAAUCGUUUUUGCUGCACAUGGGAUUCGUGGGCGGGAUGAAUCCGUAUGACCGUGUUGAGCUUUGGACAUCGCUCGAGGCCGCGGCGGAUUGGUUCGCGGAGACUUUCAAGAGCGAGCGUGGAGAGGUGGUUCUGGACAAGGCGGCGGGUCGACAAGUCGCGAUGGAACUCGAGGCGCAGCAACGAGCGCGAGAGCGCGCGUCUAUCGUCGGUUUAGCGGGCGGUGCCGACGCCGUAGCCGAUGAAUCGGCUGAGAUUAGGCUUCGAGAGGUGCAGUCGACGCUCAUGGGACCGAGCGUGGGAUGGAAGACGGAUUAUGACGAGGCGUUGUGGUUGAUGUUCAGACACUUCACCAAGGCGCUCAUGCCGGAUGAAAACGCCGACCACAUCGUGUUGCACGCCAUCAAGAAGCGAUGCGAGGAAAUGCUGAUGUCCAUGAGGACCACGAUCGAGGAGGAUGAGAAGCUAUUUUCUGCCGAAGAUACGCCGCCCCGAUUGCGUCUCGCCGUGGAGUUCAGACUGUACAAGAAGUGUUUGCUUGUCAAGCACUUGCGGGAGUCAUCAUAA
This is a messenger RNA of Ostreococcus tauri, 1284 nucleotides long. RefSeq names its product Rubisco LS methyltransferase, substrate-binding domain. Gene Ontology annotation, biological process: peptidyl-lysine monomethylation. The record is from RefSeq and is a predicted model, not a curated record. The coding region runs from base 1 to 1284 and encodes 427 amino acids. The transcript has a single exon. NCBI's taxonomy places the organism in Eukaryota, Viridiplantae, Chlorophyta, Mamiellophyceae, Mamiellales, Bathycoccaceae. Gene Ontology annotation, molecular function: protein-lysine N-methyltransferase activity; protein binding.